UCAAAAAUUGGAUCGAGAACAGAUGUCGUUAGAUAAAAUCAUCGAAUUGAUGCAAUCUAAAGGACUUCUGAGAAGCAAGAAUCGUGAAAUCAAACCAACCAGCGAUUCAUAUUCAGAGAAAAGAUUCAGAGAUGAUGUACCGCCGAUUGUUUUGAUGAAACCCCAACGUUUAGGUCCCGAUAAAGCUGUGAAUAAUCAGAAAUCUAAAGCGAAUGUGAAUCCCAUCAGAAAGCUUCAUCUAGAAAAAGCAAAAGCCGAAGAAAAAGCCGUCAAGAUUAGCGGGAAAUUGGCUUCUAAUAAGCAGAAAGCUUCUGUUUCGGUUAUGAGAAAACCAGAAAGAAAGCAAGAAACGGAGAAGAAGAUAGACAAGAUUCAAAAGAUGGCACCGCCACCGGUUAGGAGAAAACCAGUAAUAAACUCGGUUUCUAGAAGCAGUUCUUUGAAGCAAGCGAAAAGUGGUCUCCAGAAUCCCGUCUCAAAACGAACAUCAUCUCCAGGUUUAUCGAAUAAUUCUAGUAACCGAAAGAAGAACUCGAAGAUUGCAAAGGCGGUAAACGAGCACUUGCCCACGACUAUUCAUGAAGUUUUGCAGAUUGAUUCAACUAAUGUGAAAGAACCCGAGAACGGAGAUUCUGAAGUUACGAUCAAAGAAAUCGACAAUGCGAGACAGAAAUCCAUCUGUGAAGCUCCCGAAGAAGAUUCCCAUCACGUUAACAAUUCCGUUACGGUCAUGGAUCAUCCCGAAACUAGAAACAAUCGCGAAAAAAGUAGCGUUCCCGAUAUCCAGGAAUGGAAAACUAGAAUCUUGCAAAACAUAACCCGUUUUCAAGAUUCCGAACCGGCCAGUUUCGAGCUUUUCCACGACUGUGUAAACGAGUUUUUCGACCAAGAAAACCGACGGCAUUCGAACCCAUUCCAUCAGACCUCCGUCAUAAAAUCAAGAAUCUGCGUUUCUGCGGACCAGUUGACGAGGGAGAUUGUGAACGGAGUCGAAAACUUAAGAAACUACAGUAAGAUUUCGAACGAGAAUCCUGAACGGGAUACGGUUUCGGGAUUGUUAGAAAGAGAUCUAUCUUGGAGUUCAAUGGGAGGGGUAUGGAAUACUGGUUGGAAAGAUGGUUGUACUCUAGAUGAAGUUGAAGAAGUUGUGUUAGAUUUGGAGAAGAUUCUUUUGAGCAAAUUACUAGAUGAUAUGCUUAUGGAACUUUCUAGAAACUAGAUUUCUUGUUUUGGACUGUAAUUCUAGUAGAUAUAUAGAAGUUAUGUAGAUAAAUCUAGAGUUGAAAUCAUGGUAUAACUUGUAAUUUAUUCGGUAAACGUUGUACAUCGUGUUCUAAUAUCUCAAAAAUCUCGGAAAAAUUUGAUGA
Cynara cardunculus var. scolymus (artichoke) is the source of this 1367-nucleotide messenger RNA. RefSeq lists its product as uncharacterized. Lineage: Eukaryota; Viridiplantae; Streptophyta; Magnoliopsida; Asterales; Asteraceae. The transcript is spliced from 3 exons. The record is from RefSeq and is a predicted model, not a curated record. The coding region runs from base 23 to 1219 and encodes 398 amino acids.